This is a messenger RNA of Misgurnus anguillicaudatus (oriental weatherfish), 1259 nucleotides long. It is a transcript of the gene mlf1, whose product is annotated as myeloid leukemia factor 1. The record is from RefSeq and is a predicted model, not a curated record. Lineage: Eukaryota; Metazoa; Chordata; Actinopteri; Cypriniformes; Cobitidae.
AAAUAUUAGUAAAACGUCACGUGCACUUUCUCCGCCCCCUGCAGCGUGUCGAGUUUCUAUGGUCACGGCGGGCGCGCUGCCUGGAGCUCGUCACAGUGAGGGUCGGUGGUGCGCGUGAACAACAUGUUUAACAGUCGUCCGUUUGAGGAGGACCCGUUCUUCUCAGAUCCAUUCCAGGUACAUCAUGAGCGCAUGCGGCAGAUGAUAAGGAGUUUUCCAGACCCGUUCUCACAGAGCUUCAUGCCCCGUAUAACAGAUGGGCGACACAGGGCUCACAGAGGCGAGGUUCAGGCCAACACCACUCAGGCCCUUCGACCAAAUGACCAAGAGGUGGAUUUCUUCAGCAAUCCUUUCUCUUUGAUGGACAGCAUGAGGAACAGAAUGGAAAAGAUGCACAGAAAUAUUGGGGACAUAACAUCAGACUCCAACAGUCACUCAAUGUCCACCUCAUCUGUCAUGACGUACAGUAAGGUGGGAGAUGAACCUGCUAAAGUCUUCCAGGCAUCUUCUCAGACGCGCUGUGCUCCUGGAGGCAUAAAAGAGACCAGGAAAAGUCUGAAGGACUCUGACAGUGGACUGGAGAAGAUGUCCAUCGGCCAUCACAUCCAGGACAGAGGCCAUGUCAUUGAGAGAAAGGAGAACAGGAAGACAGGAGAGAGAGAACUCAACCAGGACUUUCAGAACAUGGAUGAGACUGAGGCACAGUCCUUCGAUGAGGAAUGGCAGCGGGAAGUGUCGAGAUUUCAGGUGUCGGCCCCCAUGGCCUGCCUGCAGGCACCCAGACACAGAGCGGUACACAGAGCAGCCAUUACAGGUCCACAAGAGACACACAGAGAGAAGCUCAACAUCACAGGAUCCAGUCUGAAGAAGCAAUAAAACUCUUAAUCUGUCUGUCAAUUACUUCACAGACUCAGAUUUACUCUGUUUGUCUUUACUCAUUAAAAAGAUUUUAAUAGAGAAAUGUUUUACUAUGAAAUUUCUUCUUUACAUAUAUUUGGAUGAAAUAAAGCAAGACAAAUUCUCUAAUGCACUUAAGAAUGUUGUGAAUGUGUUUAUUUGACAAUAAUCACUGUACACUCUCUGUACAGUUUUUUGUUUUGCAAGGAUUUGUCUUUUGAUAUAUUUGUGUUUUUGUUUGUUGACUCUGUGUAAUGGUGUUAUGUUCUUUGCUUUUCAGCAGAUCUGUGUUUAAGCUCACCAGCAUUUCUUACAUGUAAAUUAUUUAACAAAUAAUAAAGACUUUGCUGAGCUUUGACUCA